Messenger RNA from Abrus precatorius (Indian licorice), 1720 nucleotides. Its product is annotated as cell division protein FtsY homolog, chloroplastic. NCBI's taxonomy places the organism in Eukaryota, Viridiplantae, Streptophyta, Magnoliopsida, Fabales, Fabaceae. Bases 107 to 1216 code for a protein of 369 amino acids. The record is from RefSeq and is a predicted model, not a curated record. Gene Ontology annotation, cellular component: membrane. The transcript has 12 exons. Gene Ontology annotation, molecular function: GTP binding; signal recognition particle binding; ATP hydrolysis activity. Gene Ontology annotation, biological process: SRP-dependent cotranslational protein targeting to membrane.
UACAAAGGCUGCAACGACGCCGUAUACAUGUUUCAGAACGGCGUCACGUUGGUGACUUUAUCUUGUUCUGGUUGAGGGAACUGUAAACUGUGGAGCACUAGCAGAAAUGGCUACUUCUUCUGCUCCAUUGGCUCGCUUCUCUGUUAUCUCGAGACCUUCCUCGCAUCCACAAUUCUUCAACUUCCCUCCUCCAACCGGAAUCUCCCAUUCCCGACCCGGCGCGCCCCGGUUCAGGUGUUCGGCCGGUCAGACCGGGUUCUUCACCAAACUGGGCCGGUUGAUAAAGGAGAAGGCGAAGAGUGACGUGGAUAAGAUCUUCUCGGGUUUCUUAAAAACCCGCAACAACCUCGCCGUCAUCGACGAGCUCCUCCUCUACUGGAACCUCUCCGACACCGACCGUGUCCUCGACGAACUCGAAGAGGCUCUUUUAGUGUCUGAUUUUGGGCCGAGAAUUACUAUUAAGAUAGUGGAGAGUUUGCGCGAAGAUAUAUUGUCAGGGAAGCUUAAGUCAGGGAAUGAGAUAAAGGAAGCACUGAAGAGGAACGUUUUGGAAUUGCUCACCUCCAAGGGGAGUAAAACUGAACUUCAACUUGGAUUCAGGAAGCCAGCUGUAAUAAUGAUCGUUGGUGUUAAUGGUGGAGGGAAGACAACAUCUUUGGGAAAGCUGGCCUAUAGAUUGAAGAAUGAAGGGGCUAAGAUAUUGAUGGCAGCUGGUGAUACAUUUAGAGCAGCUGCUAGUGAUCAGUUGGAAAUAUGGGCUGAAAGGACUGGGUGUGAGAUUGUUGUGGCUGAAUCUGACAAAGCAAAAGCAUCAUCAGUGCUUUCACAGGCUGCAAAAAAGGGAAAAGAGCUUGGUUUUGAUAUUGUAUUAUGUGAUACAUCUGGGCGUUUACACACUAAUUACAGCCUAAUGGAAGAGUUGAUUUCUUGUAAAAAGGCUGUCGGUAAAGUCAUUUCUGGCGCACCUAAUGAGAUCCUACUGGUUCUGGAUGGGACUACUGGUUUGAAUAUGUUGCCACAGGCGAGGGAAUUCAAUGAUGUUGUGGGUGUUACUGGUUUAAUUUUGACCAAACUGGAUGGUUCUGCUAGAGGUGGCUGUGUGGUCAGUGUGGUUGAUGAACUUGGAAUCCCUGUGAAAUUUGUGGGUGUUGGUGAAGGUGUUGAAGACCUUCAACCCUUUGAUGCGGAGGCCUUUGUCAAUGCCAUCUUUAUGUAAACCAAUAUUAUGGGUUUGUUCAGAAUGGUUUAUUAGCAGAGCAGCAUGACAUGAGUAUGCAGAGCAAGACUACCAUGUCACGGGAAAGAUGGCAUUUUGUUAUGGAAGCCGUUCUUGGGAGAGGCUAAGCAUUGGGAAAGCGUGUAGAUGAUUUUGGUUUGGGAGAGGCCAAGCAUUGGGAAAGCGUGUAGAUGAUUUUGGGGUGCAGGGCUGUUGUUGCUUUCGAGGCAUGCUUAGUGUAUAUAAUCCUUUCACAUGAUCCAUGGCUGGUAGUUUCUGACAAUGCAAAUGAGAGAUGGAGUUUGUUUAUAUUCGCUCCUGUUUGUGAACUGAAAGGCUUUUAUUGUGGUCAUGUGGUGUGCGUGUAAAUGAUACUAGGAAAAUGUCAACACAUGCUAUUCUGUAUGUAAACAUCUUAUUAAUGAUGAUACUUUCUUUUCUUUUCAUUUCUUCGACUUCUGAAGUAGUUUCCUAUUUCAUUGAUUACAUAUAUAUUGGUAAGCC